This is a messenger RNA of Loxodonta africana (African savanna elephant), 10158 nucleotides long. It is a transcript of the gene CPM, whose product is annotated as carboxypeptidase M. The record is from RefSeq and is a predicted model, not a curated record. Gene Ontology annotation, molecular function: zinc ion binding; metallocarboxypeptidase activity. Bases 6753 to 7721 code for a protein of 322 amino acids. Gene Ontology annotation, biological process: protein processing; peptide metabolic process. Lineage: Eukaryota; Metazoa; Chordata; Mammalia; Proboscidea; Elephantidae. The transcript has 7 exons.
GGUAACAAAUUAUCACAAACUCUGUGGCUUAAAACAACAGAAAUUAAUUUUCUUACAGUUCUAGAGGCUAGAAAUCCAAAGUCAAGGUGUUGGCAUGGCCAUGCUCCCACUCAAGGCUCUAGGGGAAGAUCCUUCCUUGCCUCGUCUAGCUUCUGGUAGCCUCAGGUGUUCCUUGGCUUGUGGCAACAUAACUCCAAUCUCUGCCUCCGCCCUGUGUGUCCCUCCUCUUUUAAUAAAGACACCAGUCAUACUGCAUUAAGGCCCACCCUACUCCAAUAUGACCUCAUGUUAACUUCAUUUCAUCUGCAAAAACCCUAUUUCCAAAUAAGGUCACAUUCACAGGUAGCGGGGGUUGGGACUUCAACAUACUUUUGGGGGGACACAAUUCAACCCAUAACAGAUGGAUACCCAGUUGUUACAGCACCAUUUGAUAAAAAGACUUGGGCUUAUUCAUCAUCUAAAAGUGUAACAAGCUCUUGGAGAAAGUAGCACUGAAAUAAGCUGCUCCCUUCACCUUACCUCUGUCCCUUUCCUCUCCCUUCUUCCUGCUUCUCCUUGAUUUCUGUGGAACCACACUGAGUUGCUAACAAACAGACACCCCAUGAUGAGGGCUUGUCACCAGAUUGUCAUGUUGUUUUCAGAAAGCUGGGCAAACAUUUCUGAGGUUUUACCUUUCUCUUAAGACCUGCAGGUGUUUUUCUGGUUCAUCAGGCCCUUGUUUGCAUACACACUGGCAUGUUGAAUUCUAGAAGGUUCCUGUAUUUAAUUUAUGAAUGCUCCCAAAAUGCAGCAUGUGAAACACCUGAAGUUUAAUAUGUUUUUAAUUGGAAGAAAUGAUGAUAGCACAUACCGAAUGGGGUUCUCUACCAUCCCCUUACUUCACAAAUAAUCAGAUUUCUUGGAGGUGGGAUCGUUGUCCUUCCUUUGGAUAAUUAAUUUUUUGGGGGGAUUUAGACAGAGCUAAUUUUUAUUCUAAGGCACCCUGGUAGCACAAAUGGUUAAGCAUUUGGCUACUAACCAAAAGGUUGAUGAUUCAAACCCAUCCAGCGGCUCUGUGGGAGAACAACCUGGUGAUCUAAUCCCAUAAAGAUUAUUGUCGUAGUUGCAUGCCAGCAAGUUGAUUUCAACUCAUAGCAACCCUAUAUGACAGAGUAGAACUGCUCAUAGGGUUUCCUAGGCUGUAAUCUUUAUGGGAGCCGAUCACUGGGUCUUUUCUCCAGCAGAGCCACUGGUGGGUUCGAUCUGCUGACCUUUGGGUUAGCAAUCAAGUGCUUAACUAUUGCCCCUGUGGAGCAGUUCUACUCUGUCACAUGGGGUCACUAUGAGUUGAAAACGACUUGACCGCACCUAACAACAACAAUCUUUAUUCCAGAUGGAGUGCCUAAUUUGUUUUGAACAUGGAUUAAAUUUCUCAAAUAAUUCUUUUUUCACUAUUUCCCUUUUUGGGGAGGCCAGGCCAGGACAGCCAGAUAUCCUGAAUCCCUGGGAUGAGUGAAAUUGUUGGCCCACCCCCACCCCUGUGAAAUGUGUUCAGCAUCUCAUUGAAAUCCUUUUCUUGAUAGUAACUUGAGCAUUUGUACAUUUCCCCUCUCUAAGCAGUAAUUUAUUCAACAACAGAAAUUGUUGUUCUUUUGAGUACAUAAUUUUGUUUAUUGAGUACAUGAUAUGCCAGGACCAGGACAAGAUACCGAGGAGCCUUGGUGGCACAGUGGUUAAAACAGUUGGCUGCUAACCAAAAGGUCGGAGGUUCGAACCCACCAGCCAACCUGCAGGAGAAGGAUGUGGCAGCCUGCUUCUGUGAAGACUUACAGCCUCGGAAACUCUAUAGGAUCACUUUGAGUCGGAAUCAACUCAAUGGCAGUGGGUUUGGUUGGGUUUGGUUUGGUUUGGGGGCAAGAUACUAGGGAUAUGUAUAUAUAUUGAUGCAGAGGAUUAUGGUUAGGGCCCCUACCCUCAAGGCUUGGAUGGUGAAGUGGGACUGGUCAGUCAAGGUCAGGCAGGCAAUUAUGAUAUAGUGUGAUCAGUAUUAGGAUAGCACAGGUGUGGGGUAUUAUGGUACCACAUAAGUAGGUCAUCAAACCCAGACUUGGGAGACCAGGACACUAGAUAAUGAACUAUCCAGGCUGAUACAGUAAAACCUGCAAAAGCCAGAACGUGUGUAAGGCAGGAAUCUGUCAGAGAAGGGAAACUCAAAUAUUUUUCACUGAAACAAGCGAUAAAGUGGUAAGACUGCACCUUGCUGAAGGUAGAAAACUUGUGAGACCUGGAAAAACAACUCUGUCCCAUCAGGUUCUGGCUCUCACAGGUUUCACUGUAUUUAAAGGAGGAUUUAACUUAGGCAAUCAGACAAAUAAAUUUAAUCUGUAACACAUCAUUGUGGAGCCCCACGACUGACAGAUUUAUCUUUCUCCCAGAAGUUGCUUUUCAAAAACAAAUUCCAUUGUUAAGAUAGCUCAACUAUUUGUGUUCUCUCUCUCUCUCCUUUCUCUUUCUUUUUUUCUCUCUCUUGCUCUCUCUCACACACACACUACCUGUGUUGUGGGUUUCUUUAAAAAUUUUUCCACUGUUUAUAUACAUUCUUUGAAGGGCUACAACACUUGUUUUUAUCUAUCUGGAAAAUUCCAGCUUGAUUGAAUUGAAUUAAAACUGAUGGAGAGAAUUUAUUUUCUGCUUUCUGGUAUGUUGCCAUUUUAACUACCAGAUGAAUUAUCAGUGAAAAGCUCCAGAAGCCUUGAAAGUUCAUCAAGACUUUCGGUCUCUUAAUUACGAAUUCUCUCAUUAAGUCUUCACUCUGACAAUACUUUUUAAUAGAGGAAAUGUGUUAGAGAUGCUAAAUGAACAGCUGGUUAAGGUAAUGGAUCCUAAGUUUUGACCACAUUCUUUUUUAAAAUUUGGAUUCUCCAUGGUUUCAUAGCAAAGGCUUAACUUUAUAUGAAAGGAGGUUUAUACAUAAAACAUGAGUGUUUGAGAUAUUUAUAUUGAGGUUGAGAAGAAUUAAUUUGAAUAUAAUUUGGCAUAACUAUGCUGUUACAGAGGCAGCAAAAUAUAACUCAACAAAAAAGUGGAUUGUUUAACUUCCUUUGAAAUUGUCAUCUGUUUACCUCAGCAAUUUUUAAAUUAUCUGACUCUUAAUUGGUUCUUUAUCAUAUUUCCAAGAUUUUUAUUUACCUUCUGCAGUUAAGAACUUGGAAUUUGUUGUAGAAGAUUGAGCCAAACAGAAAAUGCCAUGGUUACAUACUUGUUUCCUUGAGAGAACCAUGAUUUUAUUGUUUUUGAGAAAACGUUUUCUUUAAUUUAAAAAGUGAUACUAGAAAAAUAAGAGUAAAUGAAAAUUAUUCAGAAUGCCAUCACCUAGACAUAACUAUCAUUAAUAUUUGCCAGGCAUUAUCCUAGAGAUCACUUAUGUAUUUCUGUAGUAAACCAUGAGAGGAAUUAAAUUAAUAUGAAAUAAAAUGUGUGUCAUAUUAUAUACGUUAUCUUUAAAUAAGUAGUACGAAACUUGGUUUUACUUUAACAAAGAAUAAAGCUGAAGUGAAACCAAAGAAUUGUUGAACCUGGUAAAUAUUUUCUCAAAAUUAUGAAAUUAAUUAUCAGAAGAUUCUUCUAAAGUUAAGAAAAAUUAUGAAAAACUUUAAAAUUACAGUCAUUUAACAAUAUAUUUUACCUUUUGAUAUUGUCUUGUGGCAUCUUGAUGUGAAAAGUGAAGAAAUAGCACCAUGAAAAUUCUUCCCUCCUCACCUUUGUCUCCCUUCUCCCAUUUUGUUAAUUAUAAAUUUUAGCGUUUACAUUCCAUUCUGUACCUAUGCUACCACAGCUGCUUAACCUAGUUCUCUGUCCAACUAAAUUCCAAAUCAACCCCAGCCUCUUCAGCAUGGUUUCUCUACCCUUCUUUCAUUCGCUUUUGGUUGAAUGAAGUUCAUUGACAACUCAUGUCUUGAGUUCUUGCAUGCCUGAGAAUAUAUGGUCAAGGUAUUUAAGAGAGAGGUGCACAUUUAGAAAUGCAUUAGGACUUUACCUGGGACUCCUCCUCUGUACUUGACUUGGAAACUCAGGUCUGCUUCAGGUUUUCCUCAAUACUUCCUCUAAUUGGAAACCCUGAUGGAGAGUAAUGGUUAAGAUCUACGGCUGCUAACCAAAAGGUCAGCAGAUUGAAUCCACCAGGUGCUCCUUGGAAACCCUAUGGGACAGUUCUACUCUGCCCUACAGGGUCACCGUGAGUCAGAAUCAACUCAAUGGUAAUGGUUUUGGUUUUCCCCAAAUUAAACUGUCCUUUUUUAUAGUCUUUUUCAUAGUCUUUAACCAGCAUUUAGUGAGCUACAAGUGACUCCUAGUCCACUUCCCCUUUUUCUUUCCCUUUUUCUCUUCUCCACUCCCCUGUGAGAAAAGCUAUUUAAAACACUACCAUUUUCAUGUUUAAAGUCACCCGGUGGAAGCUACCCACCCCUGGCUUCUGGCAGCCAAUAAGCAGCUCAUUGAGGUUGCUCCCAAAAGUGGUUUGAACUUCCAAAACAUGUCACGUCUUAGAAUUGGAAAGCCUGUAUGUGCUUUCCUUGCUUGACUGUGUUGGUUAUUAGUUUGUGGUUAUUAGUUUUUUCAAGUGACAAUUUUGACUGUAAAAACAAAAAUCAAGGUAAUAGAAAGAUGAAGAUAGAAAUGAGAGGGAAAAAAUUGAAGUCAGAUUUGAAUAUAUUUUCACUCUAAAUUUUAUGGCUACCUAUGAACACAUAAUCGAAAUAUCCCAAAUAUUCUUAGUCCCAAUGUCAAUUAUUCUAUGUUUAUUAGUAUAACAAAUUUGUAAAUGUGGUCUCUUUACUUGCAAGUGAUGGGGAUAAACUGAGAAAUUUAGAAAUCCAGGAUUACCUGUCCUUUGUCAUAAUGAUAAAUUCCUGCAGUGGAGUUGUAAUUGGAAAUUCCUUUAAAUCUUAACCUGGCCUGUGUUUACUUUAGUACCUCUGCGGCCCUGUCCUUAUUUCAUCAGCUGCCUCCCCUGACUUCCCAUUUACUAGUCCUUCAAAAGCAUCUGGUCUUAUGUUAAGAGGUACACAUAGCUUACUCAGAAGCAAGUUGCUUGAGCCUAGAAUUAUACGGAGAAAUUGGCAUAGUCUAAUAAAAUCUUCUGUAUUAUGGCUGAAAUAUGAAUUAGUUUUCUAAAAAAACUAAUAAUAAGAGAAAUAGUAAAUUUCUUCAUUGAGGAUAACAGAGCGAGUUCUCUCACAGGCCUUCAGUUUCCCAGCCAUUGGAGGUAUAGAAGGUAAUUUAGGUGGAUGCAACAAUUUUUUUUUUUAUUUUAAUAGUAAUGCUUUUAGUUUAAUAUGUCUUACAAAUGUAUAUCUAGCAAAAUGACAAUGACACAAAAGUUUCAUUUUUAAUGUAAGUAAAAAUGAGCCAAUAUAAAAAAAUCAUUUGCAGAUAUGGCAAAAAAAAGUUGUGAAAAUGAUGGGGAAAUGAACAAAGUUUCAGAAACAUGAGAGUAUGCAAAGUAGGGAAAUCUGAAAUACACAGAUAUGACAAAAAUUGCACAGAUGUGCAAAAGACUAAUGUUUUAGAAAUAGUGGAGUAUGAAAAUCAAAAACCUGUUUAAAUUAUGCAUAUUACAAACUUCAGUUUUUCUUUAGUGAAAUCUACCUGUAUCUAAUGCAGUGGCUUUCAAUUUAUUAUCCACCGAGAUAUACAUAAUGGCUUUCAUAUACACUGUGCAUGCUCAUGGAGACACACAAUUUCUGUGCCUUCUCUGUAACUCCACCUCUUUCUCUACCACUCCAGAAAGUAUUUUGAAAGGCAAGCCAGUGAUACUCCACUCUAAUUCGCUUUUUUAAUUUAUUUUGUUGUGGUUGUUGAGAAUAUACACAGCAAAACAUACACCAAUUCAACAGUUUCUACAUGUACCGUUUAGUGACAUUGAUUACAUGCUUUGAGUUCUGCAACCAUUCUCACUCUCCUUUUCUGAGUUGUUAGCUCCCCCACUGACAUAAGCUCACUGCCCACUAAGGUUCCUAUCUAAUCUUUCAAGUUGGUGUUAUCAGUUUGAUCCCACGUAGGUAGUUCUCAGAACAGCAUAAUUCUCAAGGCAGACAUUUUUUACUACUUAAGCUAAACUAUUGUUUGGUUUUAAGAAGACUUCAGGGAUAUUUUUGGUUUAAUUCAAUUUUAAAAGAGUAAAUUAUUUACAAAUAGGUACUUUUACUAAGAAAUGAUUUUUAGCACGUCAUGGAUUGAAUUGUGUCCCUGAAAAAUAUGUGUCAACUUGGUUGGGCCAUGAUUCCCAGUAUUGUGUGGUUGUCCUCCCUUUUGUGAUUUUCCUGUGUUAUAAAUCAUAAUCUCUGCCUGUGGUUUAAGAGGAUUAGGGUGGAACAUAACACCCUUGCUCACGUCACAUCCCUGAUCCGAUGUAAAGGGAGUUUCCCUGGGGUGUGGCCUUUGCCACCUUUUAUCUUACAAGAGAUAAAAGGAAAGUGAAGCAAGCAGAGAGGGGGAACCUCAUACCACCAAGAAAGCAGCACCAGGAGCAGAGCACAUCCUUUGGACAAGGGGUCCCUGGGCAGAGAAUCUCCUAGUCUGGGGGAAGGUUGAUGAGAAGGCCGACAGAGAGAGAGAAAGCCUUCCCCUGGAGCUGAUACCCUGAAUUUGGACUUUUAGCCUACUUUACUACUGUUGGCCGGGAACUACUGCUCCAUUUGAUUGAAUAUCUUGUAACCAACGAUGGAAAAGACCCUGAAAUCACAAAUCUAAUCAAUAGUACCCGGAUACACAUCAUGCCUUCAAUGAACCCAGAUGGAUUUGAAGCUGUCAGAAAGCCUGACUGUUUUUACAGUAAUGGAAGGGAAAAUUAUAACCAGUAUGACCUGAAUAGAAAUUUCCCUGAUGCUUUUGAAUUCAAUAACGUAUCAAGGCAGCCGGAAACUGAGGCAGUCAUGAAGUGGCUGAAAAAGGAGACAUUUGUCCUCUCUGCAAACCUCCAUGGCGGUGCCCUGGUGGCCAGUUACCCGUUUGAUAAUGGUGUUCCAGCAACUGGAACCUUACACUCCCGUAGCUUAACCCCUGAUGAUGAUGUUUUUCAAUAUCUGGCACAUAUCUAUGCUUCAAGAAAUCCCAACAUGAAGAAAGGAGAUCAAUGUAAAAAUAACGUGAACUUUCCCAAUGGAGUUACAAAUGGAUACUCUUGGUAUCCACUCUUAGGUGGAAUGCAAGAUUACAACUACAUCUGGGCCCAGUGUUUUGAAAUUACGUUGGAGCUGUCAUGCUGUAAAUACCCUCGUGAGGAGAAGCUUCCACUCUUCUGGAAUGAUAACAAAGCCUCAUUGAUUGAAUAUAUAAAACAGGUGCACCUAGGUGUAAAAGGUCAAGUUUUUGAUCACAACAGAAUUCCAUUACCCAAUGUGAUUGUGGAAGUCCAAGACAGAUCACAUAUCUGCCCCUAUAGAACCAACAGAUUUGGAGAGUAUUAUCUCCUUCUCUUGCCUGGGUCUUAUGUGAUAAAUGUUACAGUCCCUGGACACGAGCCACACCUCACAACGGUGGUUAUUCCAGAGAAAUCCCAGAACUUCAGUGCUCUUAAAAAGGAUAUUCUACUUCCAUUCCAAGGGCAAUUGGAUUCUAUCCCGGUAUCAGAUCCUUCAUGCCCUAUGAGUCCUCUCUACAGAAAUUUGCCAAGCCACUCAGCUGCAACAAAGCCUAGUUUGUUCUUACUUUUAGUGACUGUUUUGCACAUAUUUUUCAAAUAAAGCAAAACGUGAAACUCGACCCUUGUCACCACCUGAAAUCGGGGAUUACUCAAGCCAGGUUACUGCAUCUCUAAUUUCCUCUGUGGGACCUCUACUGGAUAAAUUCCACGGGCUUCCCUAAGAUGAGAAAUGGCUGUUUCCAAAUCCUGCAACAAGCAAUGUAUGGUGAUAAUGAAAGGAAUGAUUCAGCCUUGAUGAUGAAUGAAAGAUAACCUGUCUAUCAAGUACUGCCCACUUACAUUUACAUUAAUCAUGAAGAUUGUCAGAAGUUAAUCUUAAGAAGCAAAAAGAAGUUCCUACAAGAAAAAGAAAAGAACCAGAGUGCCAGAUGAACAUAAGCAAUAAAGGUGAACAUUUAUCUAUCACCUACGAUAUAUACAAGACCUUGCUGUGUGCUAGUUAUAUGAAGAGGAAGUACCAUAUAUAAUUAGUUCUCAGAGCAGUAAGAAAUUAUAGGGCUGGGAAUAUUUAGUUUUGCAAAUGAUCUAAGGAAAUGUGAGAGAAAAUGGCAAUCAUGUCUUAGUGGUACGAGAAAAUAUGGGCCUGGUGGGAUGACAAGGUCAUAUCUACAGAGCUGCAAAUCAAUCAGCCAAUUAAGUAAGCCUCCCUCCAGAGGCAGUUGUCGUGCCUUUCUGCACCUGGAUGCCAUAGUCGUCUGUUGGACUGAUGACUUCCAAAUGUGUAACUCUAGCCUCUUGCCUGAACUUCAGCCUCAUAUCUGACUGACCACUGGACAUAUCCACCUGGAUGUGAUCCAUUUUGUUGUUGUUGUUAGCGGCCGUCGAGUUGGCCCCUGACUCAUGGCAACCCCAUGUGCAAUGAGAUCUGACAGUUGUGAUCCACAGAGUUCUCAUUGGCUCAUUUUCAGGAGAUCGCCAGGCCUUUCUUCUGAGUCUGUCUGAGUCUGGAAGUUCCGCUGAAAUCUGUUCCACAUCAUAGCAACAUGCAAGCUUCCACUGACAGAUGGGUGGUGACUGCCGGUGAGGUGCAUUGGCCAGGAACCAAAUCCAGAUCUUCUACAUGGAAGGGGAGAAUUCUACCACUGAACCAACACUGCAUUCAUAGGCAUCUCAAAUGCAUCAUGUCAAAAAUGGAACAUACUUUUCUCCCUAGAGCUGCUCUUCCUCCUGUAUUCUCUAUCUCAAUUAGUGUUGUCACCCAGCUAAAAACCUGGUGGCUUAGUUAUCUGGUGCUGCUAUAACAGAAAUAUAAGUGGAUGGUUUUAACAAAAAGAAAUUUAUUCUCUCACACAUUAGGGGUCUAGAAGUCCGAAUUCAGGCCACCAGCUCUCUCUGUUGGCUCUAGGGGAAAGUCCUUGUCUCCUUUCAACAUCUGUGGGACCAGCAUUCCUUGGAGAUCACCAUGUGUGUUGGCAUCAAUAUUCCCCUGGGUCAAGGAGGUUCUUAGGACAGGGACCACGGGUCCAAAGGACGCACUCCGCUCCUGGCUCUUCCUUCUUGAAGGUAGUGUGGUCCCUCCCCUCUCUGCUCAUUUCUCUCUCCUUUUAUCUAUUGUAAGAUAAAAGAUGUGACUCGAGCAAGGGUAUGACUUGAGUAAGGAUGUGACUUAACGGCUGUGACUCAAGUCACACCAUUUAGUAAGGGUGAGACUCAAGAUACACCCUACCCUAAUCCUGCCUCAUUAACAUAGAGGUUUAGGAUUUACAACACAUAAAAUGGAAGACAAUUACACAAUACCACAAAAUGGAGGGCAAUUAUAUUAAAUCAUAAAAUGGAGGACAGUUAUUCAAUACUGGGAACCAUGACCUAGCCAAGUUGACACAUAUUUUGGGGGGACACAAUUCAAUCCAUGGCACCUGGGAACCAUCCUUGAUACUCCCUCCUUCACCCCAUAUAUGUAGUCAGUCAUUAAAGGCUGAUGUUAAUUAUAUUGGUUGAUUCUAGCCUUUCUUCUCCAUGGCUAUUAACACUGCCAGGUUUAGGCCAUCAUGUCUUACCUGUACCACUGCAACAACCUUACUGGUUGGUCUCUUGCUCCCACUUUUGUCUUCUUCAAGCCCAUCCUCCAUGCAGCACUGAGGAAAGGGGGUCUACUUAAAACAAAACAAAAAUCAACAAUCAGCUGUGUGCAGUUCCUCCACACAUAACAUGCUGUUUGUGCCCCCUCUGAAAUGCCAUGCUGACCGCUACAUUUUCUUUCCCCCUCCUCCUUUAAAACUUAGUCCAGGCAUCACCUCCUCCAGGAAAACUUUGCUGACUGCCAUUCCAUUACACCCCAACCCCUCCCAGUCAAUCUGGGGUUAGGGCUCUUCCUCUCUGCUUCCCCAAAUAAACAUUAUUAUUGAGUUUAUGACACUGAAUGACGAUCAGCUACUUGCAGGUGUGCCUUCUCUAGUACAGUUUGAGCUUUUUGAGACCCGUUUAAAAAAAAAAAAAACUGUUUCAUUGAGUCGAUUCUGACUCAUAGAAGACCAGGG